Thunnus maccoyii (southern bluefin tuna) is the source of this 2411-nucleotide messenger RNA. RefSeq names its product nucleic acid binding protein 1a (gene nabp1a). Gene Ontology annotation, biological process: response to ionizing radiation; mitotic cell cycle checkpoint signaling; double-strand break repair via homologous recombination. The record is from RefSeq and is a predicted model, not a curated record. The coding region runs from base 923 to 1588 and encodes 221 amino acids. Gene Ontology annotation, cellular component: SOSS complex. The transcript has 6 exons. Gene Ontology annotation, molecular function: DNA binding. NCBI's taxonomy places the organism in Eukaryota, Metazoa, Chordata, Actinopteri, Scombriformes, Scombridae.
CCCACUGACGUAGUUUUUGGGGCAUUGUUGAAGCGUGUAGUUGAACGCUUGUACAGAUUUUUAAAUAGCGUUUUUUGGGGGCACAAGUAUUGUUUAGGUAUAAAUAACCAGGUCAUUUAAUAUAAGGCUUUUCGAACAAGUUAUAGGGGCCACCGUUACAUAUAUAUAGACACAUUAGUUUUGUAACAAAGCAUUUGGCCAGACUGCGCGCUAACAAAGCUGUUUCCUUUUACUAAAAAAAAGGCACACAAAGGAAAUGCGGCCGAUUGGUUUGAUAGUAUUAACGGUAGCUGGGGUUGUCUAAACGGUCGAGGGAUACAUGUUUUAGAAUAGCUCGUAAUACACAAGUUACUAUACUUAAAGCUCUGGUGCAACUUUAACUUCUUGGUACUGUUUUAACUGAUUUCGACAUUUUUGGUCAACUGCAAUGCUAUAUCGUUGACGAGUGCUUACUUACCUACACAUUACUAGGUCUAUUCGUGUGCACUAACGUUAUGUGAAGAAUGAAGCUGUCAUGGCGAUAACCGUGAAAAGAAAAAAAUGACUCCUAUCCUGAAAUUAAAAAGAAGGAAGCUAACUGCGAGCUAACUAACGUUUAGGGCUAGUGAUAGCAUUUUGCUGCUAGUGUUGGUUAGCUGUUUUUUUUUUUUUUUUUUUUUAAAGAGGGCGGUUAUCUUACAGUUCUUUUAGUGUCGUCUAUGAUAUGUGGUUUGACUGUUAGUCGACUGUCUAAGGAGUUAGUCCUUGUGUCUAGAAACGAUUUCUAUCGAACCAGCGUUACAGUAUUUGCAGAAAGGUGUAGUUAGCAUUUGGCUAAUUAGUUAGCUGGGCUAAAGCUAACGGCAGCCAGCAGUUAUUGCUACUGAAGUGACAGGAAGAGAGCGAACAGCGGGGUAACGUUAUCUUUUCUUCGAGACUAACAAUGGCAACCCCUACAAACGAGGCCUUGUUCUUGAUAAAGGAUGUGAAGCCGGGGUCGAAAAAUCUGAAUAUUGUAUUCAUCGUUUUGGAAAUAGGACGAGUAACCAAAACAAAAGAUGGUCAUGAGGUGCGGUCCUGCAAGGUUGCAGACAAGAGCGGGAGCAUUGCCAUCUCUGUUUGGGAUGAACUCGGCAGCCUCAUUCAGCCAGGAGAUAUCAUCAAGCUGACCAGAGGCUAUGCAUCCAUAUGGAAAGGCUGCCUGACCCUAUACACUGGAAGAGGAGGGGAUCUACAGAAGAUUGGAGAGUUUUGCAUGGUGUAUUCAGAAGUGCCCAACUUCAGCGAACCAAACGCAGAGCUGCUAUCCCAAACGAACCAGCAAAACAAGUCUGGUAAACCAGACCAGAAUCAGAGGGGAAACUCUCCACCCAAUCAGAAUUCAGGUACACCCGCCCCACCAGGUAACGGUGCCAUGCCGCCAUUUAACAACAAUAACAACCCACCACCUGGUGCACCCCGUGACCCUGCAUUUGGGGGCGUUGGACGACCCAACGGUCGGUCACCUGGCAAUGGAGCUCCUCCAGUUACUGUUGCUGGACCCCAGACAGCCGCAAAGUCUUCAGUUACCAUUAGCAAUGGCAGGGACCCACGGCGUGCCAAAAGAUGAAACUGGGGUUAGGGGGAUCAUGUAGGGAAGUUCUGUAUGUCCCCAUUUCCCCCUACCCCUGUUUUUUUUUUUUUGUUUUGUUUUUUUAAACCUUUCUGCCUCUUCCCCAUCUCACCUGAUAUUGGCUUUCAAAAUAAUGAAAUAAAUUAGAGUACUUGCAUAAUUUUUAUACAGGCUAACAUAGUCAGAUGUGUCGUUUGUCAUAUGUAAGUAGUGCUCUGUUAGCAGCACAGUAUGAUUGUGAUCUGCCACUUGAUGCACUAGCAGGACUUCUUGGAACAGUCAGGCCUUGGUGGUUGAGUUGUGGUCAGCCUUCUCAGUCUACACCCAUGUCCUCUAAAUCUCACCGCAAAUUGCCAGUUUUGUGCCAGUGUUAUCUCCUCCACACACUAGCCUAACCCCCUCCUUUCCCUGUUAUGUUUCAAACUAUACACCCUACUUGAACACUUGAUGCACUUUCUUCUCUUAAUUUAUGGCGGGAAAACCUGGCUAUCAUUUAAAUCAGGAAAUCUGUUUCUGCUUUUUUUUUUUUUAGUGGAAAAGGCCUUAAGUUGGUGAAAAUGAAUUCUUGGACUGAAUGCACAAGCAAAAUUCUUCAAAGGGUCUUUCCUCUCUAACCAAACUGUAUCUGAAGUGACUCUGUGAAAGGAAAGGUGUUAGUUUUGGAUUUUUAAUGAUGGGUAGGUAGAGUAUUAAACUGUUUUUUCAUAAGACUUUUUUUUUUUUCUUGUUUGCCAUCAGUUGUACCUUCAUCAAGGUGGGACCACUUUAAUACUGGCAAAACGGUUCACCGAAUAAAUUUUACAGCAAUUCUGCUGCCACA